Micropterus salmoides (largemouth bass) is the source of this 1446-nucleotide messenger RNA. RefSeq names its product prolactin-like. Gene Ontology annotation, cellular component: extracellular region. Lineage: Eukaryota; Metazoa; Chordata; Actinopteri; Centrarchiformes; Centrarchidae. Gene Ontology annotation, biological process: response to nutrient levels; positive regulation of receptor signaling pathway via JAK-STAT. The transcript has 5 exons. Gene Ontology annotation, molecular function: hormone activity. Bases 76 to 765 code for a protein of 229 amino acids. The record is from RefSeq and is a predicted model, not a curated record.
GGGACCCUCACAUGAAGAUUAGAAAAGCUUCUGCACCCUCUGCUCUGAGACAGGAGCUUCUCCGUGCCCUGCAGGAUGCCUGGAAACAUCAGAUCAGUGUCUGUGGUGUGGGUGCUGUCGGUCUGUCUGUUCUGCAGCAGACCGACCAGCGUGGGUGCAGCACCCAUCUGUGCCAAUGCCCAAACCGGGUGCCACAUCCUCUCCCUGGCCAACCUGUUUGACCGGGUCAUCCAACACUCAGCCAGGAUGCACGGUGUUUCAAACGACCUUCACUCCGAGUUUGAGCAGUACUUCCUGCCCAGUAAGAAUCAAAUUGGCCGGGUCAGUCGCAACUGUCACACCUCCGACAUCCUCACCCCAAAUGGCAAGGAGAACGCUCAGAGAAUGGCGAGAGAGGAGCUGACGGAGGUGAUUCUGAAGCUCCUGGUGGCAUGGAGGGAUCCUCUGUGGCAUUUCCACCAGAGCAUAGCUCACCAUCAUGACUUCAACAACUUCAGCUCCAAUAAAGCUCUUGAGAUGAGUGACAUGGUGCAUGAGCUGCGCAAAGGUGUACAGAAAGUGGCUGAGAAGAUGCAGAUGUUGGGGAUAAUAAGUAACUCAGUUAGCGGCCUGGCUUCUCAUGAGGCUUCCUUGCCAUCUGGAAGUGCUGAGUGGCGCCUGAUGAAAGACUAUGAACUCCUCUACUGCUUUCGCAGAGACUCCAACAAGAUCCAGAACUACCUGAAGAUCCUAAAGUGUCGCAUUAUGCCAGAACAUGGAUGCUAAAGGCCAGGAAACUAUGGAGGCUGUGUUUAACUUCCGGAAAAUACCAACAUGUUGGAAUGGAAAUGCUACGAUUAGAAACUGCACGGAUAAAGCUGUAGUUUUUGUGUUUUCUAUCUGAAGGGUAUGGGACGUUAACUGAUAGAUAUGUUCACUCCUAUCAUGACUGAAGUGCUACUGAAACCCAAAGACUCUUCCCACCUCAGAUUAUAUCGAGCGUGGACAAACAUGAGUUGAGCGUGGACAGAAUGGAAUGAGUGUAAUGCAUGUUAUGAUAGACUCCUGUAUAACACACGUUUAAAUAUAAUACCAUAAAAAUCAUUUCAAGGAGCAUGGAUGCCAUGUUUUUUCAUUUCUACAGAGGGGAUACUAAGACACUGCACUUUACACCUAAAGUCAUCCUCCCUCUAUUAUGACGGAUCAAACAAAUCACACAUGAGGCUCUGCUGAUGGCUUGAGGUCUCAAGUUUAGCUAGUAAAGUGAAGCUCGUCUUCAUACAGUACUCACCUCAAAACAACACACCUUUAUACACUGAAAGAGUUACUGGUCACUGGUACUUCAUCAGAUGCAAAUAAAUAGUAUGCAACAUCAGCUGAAAGUCUGCAAUAUUCCUUUAUUGUAUAGAAUUCUAGAAGGUAAUGAAUCUGGGCAAAUAGUUCGGGUUUGAGAAAAAAAAAAAAAAA